Suillus subaureus is the source of this 1107-nucleotide messenger RNA. Its product is annotated as FAD dependent oxidoreductase. NCBI's taxonomy places the organism in Eukaryota, Fungi, Basidiomycota, Agaricomycetes, Boletales, Suillaceae. Gene Ontology annotation, molecular function: FAD binding; D-amino-acid oxidase activity. The transcript is spliced from 8 exons. The record is from RefSeq and is a predicted model, not a curated record. The coding region runs from base 1 to 1107 and encodes 368 amino acids.
AUGUCUUCAGAUUCCAAGGCCCAUGUGCCUCUGGUCAUCCUCGGGGCGGGGGUGAUUGGACUUACCACCGCCUACAUUGCAGCCUGUGACUCAGAUGUGGCCUUUGAUAUCACGAUCAUAGCAAGAGAUAUGCCUGGUGAUUGGCAUUCUCAAGCUUGGGCAAGUCCAUUCGCUGGCGCAAGUUGGUCUCCAAAUCCAUUAGGUGGCACGGACGAGCGCGUGCGACGAUGGGAGCAGAUAAGCUUUGAUAGGUUAUGGGAAAUGGCGCCAUCAGGCUUGGUCAAGAGGUCACCCUCUAAGGUCCUCGGAGAAACGGAUGGUGUUCUUUCUACUAUCUGGUGGAAAGACCUUGUGCGUGAUUUUAGUUUGCUCUCAGAGUCUGAAGUCCCUGCACCAUACAAAGUGGGAAUUUCUUUCAAGACGGUCACCAUCAACCCGACGGAGUAUUUAUCAUGGCUUCGAUCAGAGCUGGAGUCUCGUGGUGUUGUGUUCCGUCGCCAGUACAUAAGGAGCUUGGAUGAAGUCAAGCCUUUUGUAGGGAAAAUUGGGCUGUUGGUCAACGCAACGUCUCUCGGUUCACGGUCUUUAAUCGGAGUAGAAGAUACAACCAUGUAUCCGAUCAGGGGACAAUCUAUUGUAGUCGAAUGUACUGGCUUGAAGGAAUUCGUGACAGUACGGUCCGGUGGCGGGUUAUCAGAACAGGCCACAUCCAUUAUUCCUCGUCCUGGACUGACACAAACGAAUACCGCGUUUCUAAACGGAACAUAUCAAGUAGGAAACUGGGACACGUCCUUGGAUAUGUCGGCUGCGAAAGGGAUAUUUGAGCGGUGCUCCGCCAUAGCGCCAUGUUUGAAAGAUGAAGGGACGAAGAUCCUUAUGCACAACGUUGGCCUCAGGCCGGAUAGGAAAGGUGGUCCACGUGUGGAAGCUGAGCGCAUCUCGCUUCCUCUUGUACGAAAUGACGGUUUAGCUCCCAACCCGGGUGAGGAUGCCGAACAACAGCAGAACAUAACAGUUAUUCACGCAUAUGGAAUGGGAGCUGCAGGCUACCAAAGAUCCUGGGGUGUAGCUAUCGAGGUUCUAUCUCUACUGAAGGAGAACAUGUAG